GCGCUUUAAGGCACACGUCAUUCAAGUUACUUCCAAACCAUAUUUUUUCAAGGAACGAAAAAAACAGAAUUGUUAUUAUUGAUAAAUAACUUAAUAGUUUGUUUUGACAAUAAGCCAUGUCUGAAUCAGAAGAAAGUUUCGAAAGUGCAAAAGACAACGAGAAUGAAAAUGAUGGGAAUGAAGGAACUAGCGACGAUGAGCCACUAGCUAAGAAAAAUAAAAAGUCGGCGUCACCAGCAAAAAAGGCAAAAAAAUCGCCAAAUAAAACCAAGGAAAAGAAAAAAGAUAAAAAAGGAACGAAAAAGAAAGGACGUGUAUCAUUUGCUCUAGUUCCAUCAGCUAAGAACGAUAAGGUUGAGGAGGAAUAUGAGGUCGAAAAUAUUGUUGGACAUCGCCUUUAUAAUGGCAAAUUGAUGUACAAAAUCCGUUGGAAGAACUAUGAGCCAAUCCACGAUACAUGGGAAACUUAUGAAUCAUUAUCAUGUCCUGAUAUCCUUGAAAUGUACAACAUUAAGCACAGUGUUGAAGUCCCUAAGAAAAUAUUAUCAGGAAAGGGUAAGGCAGGUAGGAAACCUAAAGCCACUAAAAAACGAGGUGGGUCUGUUAGCGAUUCAGACGGAGAUGAUGAAGACGAACCACCUUAUGAUGAAGGCAGCGAAGAGGAAUAUGAGGUUGAACGGAUCGUAGAAAUGCGAAUGAAGAAAGAUGGAUCAAGAGAAUUCCUAGUCCACUGGAAGCGUUGGAGCACAGACUACGACACAUGGGAACCUGAAAAAAAUCUCAGCUGUCCAGAUCUCAUUGAAAAGUUUAUGAAGAAAGUUGAGGAAGCAAAGAACUCAAAUUUGAAAGAAUUGAGAACAAAUCGAAAGCAUACGCAACGUUUCACAUUAAACACGAACGACUCAGGACGACGAUUAAGCAGACGAAAUAACAAACGCCAGCGAGUCACAUAUUUUGAUGCUGAACGAAGCGAAGAAGACUAAUAAGUUCGAAUAAUUAUAAAAAGUUUGAAAUUCAUUUAGUGAAUGCAUCAUCAAAUAUUGAGCGGUUUGUUGAAGCUGGCGAAAAGAAUGUCUUUCAACACGUCAAUAAUCCAUAAUUCAUAAGUAAUAAGUAUCGUCAUUAAGAAUUAUAAAUAAUAUUAAAUAAUAAUUACUAAACAAAAUUUUACAGUUUAAUGUCUGGAGUAAAGAUAAAAAGAAGAAUUAAAACUUAUCGUAGAAAUUUCAAAUAUUGUGUUUAAAAAUUAGC
Chironomus riparius is the source of this 1251-nucleotide messenger RNA. The record is from the annotation of a GenBank genome assembly. NCBI's taxonomy places the organism in Eukaryota, Metazoa, Arthropoda, Insecta, Diptera, Chironomidae.